Messenger RNA from Thecamonas trahens ATCC 50062, 1074 nucleotides. RefSeq lists its product as uncharacterized. Bases 1 to 1074 code for a protein of 357 amino acids. The transcript is spliced from 2 exons. NCBI's taxonomy places the organism in Eukaryota, Apusomonadida, Apusomonadidae. The record is from RefSeq and is a predicted model, not a curated record. Gene Ontology annotation, molecular function: protein serine/threonine phosphatase activity. Gene Ontology annotation, biological process: protein dephosphorylation.
AUGGUGUUGUGUGGCUCGUCCAAGCGCAACGCGUCGGACCCGCCGCGGGCAUCGACGCGGACGCCCGCGGUGCCGCGGCGGCCGCAGCCGACACGCGAGCCUGCAGCGGUGGGCAGCGGCGACGUUGCGUGGUUUGCGGCUGAGGACGCCGAGUAUGACCGGCCGCUGGUAGUGCUGCCACUGGCGGCGGCAAGUGACGGUGGUGGCGGUGGCGGCGGUGGCUCGAGCGCGGCAGCGGCGAGCGAUAGCGAUGAGGCGCUGCGGUGCUUGGCAAUGGUGGGCGUGGUGUGCGGGCACGGCGGCCCGGGAGCGGCGGCGGCCGUGCUGGAGCUGCUGCCGGCAGCGGUGGCUGCGACAACAGCAGCGGAGCCUUGCGGGACGCCCGAGUAUUGGGCGGUGACGGCGGCGACCGAGGUCGACAACGCCAUGCAGGCCGACCACUCGCUGGCGUACGAGGGCGCGUCGGCGGCGUGGGCGGUCAUCGAAGCUGAGGAGACCUUUGUCAUUUCAGGCGUCAACGGCGACGACGAUGACGAGUGGGACGCCUCGGUCCACGUGCCUGAGUUCACCACCUCGGUUGUGCUCGGCUCGUCACGCAUGGGCGACUCGCUGGCCAACUUUGCCGACGCCGCGCUGAUGGUCCAUGUUCAUGUGGCGUGGGUCGGGGGACCGGCCCUGCGUAUGACCCGGGUCUCGACACCGCACGUUGUGAGCAAUGGCGCCGAGCGUGAGCGAGUCAUAUCCUCGGGUGGCGUCAUCGUCGCUGACAAGGUCCAAGGCGUGCUCGAAGUGACCCGCUCGUUUGGCGACGCUGGCGUCGCCGGCAAACUCGUCCACGCAAAGCCCGAUGUUGUCUCGCUCCGCGUCGAGCCCGACAUGCUCUGGCUGCUCAUGGUCUCACCGCAGCUCGACGCCGUGCUCAGCACUCCGUCGGUUGCCCGCGAGCUUCAGACCCUCAUCGGCGCCAUGAGCUCGGCCAACGACGUCGCCGCCAGCAUCGGCGAGUGGGCCUGUAGCCACGGCGCGCCAUCGUCGUCGCUCGUGGUCCUCAACCUUGGCGGCCUCGCCGCUUGA